This is a messenger RNA of Hippocampus zosterae (dwarf seahorse), 2853 nucleotides long. Its product is annotated as diacylglycerol lipase-beta-like. The coding region runs from base 449 to 2560 and encodes 703 amino acids. The transcript has 16 exons. The record is from RefSeq and is a predicted model, not a curated record. Gene Ontology annotation, biological process: lipid metabolic process. Lineage: Eukaryota; Metazoa; Chordata; Actinopteri; Syngnathiformes; Syngnathidae.
UUGUGAAUGGUGCAAUAGUAAUUGUCCGUUCUCAAAACAAAAAGCUACAAGCGGAACGAAAUACCGACGCUCUGUUGCAUAGGGUUGAUACACCCGGAUGGACAGUCUGUGGGGAAAACAGGUCCGUUUAUCUUAGAAUUUGUUCCCAUUAAUUUCUCGAAAGAAACGCGUUUGCCGUGCAACGAAAUAAUAAUUUGUAAACCGUCGAAACUAACCGUUUUAUGAUCAAUGAAAAUCUUUAUCGUGGAAUCGGUAUAAUUUUAGUAUUUGUGGCUAACAUUAGAAGAUAAUCAGCUAAUCACUUAACAUCAACAAUUCGCCGACCUCCAUGAGGUACCUUAAUCAUAUUAUUUAAUGUCAGUAAAGCACGCGGUUAGUAUCAUUUGGCGUGCAUCGAAAUAAUUAGCGGAACGUUUUGGCUAUCGUCACAAUGGAAGUGGAGUCAUGAAUGACCCGAAGCGCCCGUUCAAGAGAUUUUACAGCAGUCCAUUACUCCGAGGCAACAUUUAUUCGUUUUGAUUCCAAAAUGCCUGGAAUGGUGGUUUUUGGUCGUCGGUGGGGAAUCGCCAGUGAUGAUCUUGUUUUCCCUGGAGCUUUCGAAUUAUUCAUCCGCGUACUUUGGUGGAUUGGCACCGUCCUCCUGUACUCUUAUCACAAGGGUCAAUUUGAUUGUAACGGGAAAGGUGUUCUUCACAUCUACCUUAUUGGACUCUUAGUGGUGCUGGCACUCGUCAUUCUGUCACUAUGUGCCAUUGUAUAUGUCAGUGCUCAAGGUACCAUAACAAAUCCUGGAUCACGACGCUGCAUGCCUACGCUGGUGUACUUGCGAGCUCUUCUUUACCUCCCCGAGCUGAUGUGGGCCUGUCUGGGGGCUGUGUGGGUGUCUGAUGAUGGUAAAGGUUGUGACCCAGCAACCGUGGGGGUUGUCGUCGCAGCAGUGGUUGCCAGUUGGAUCAUCCUGCUUUUCACGGCUCUGGGUGUAAUAUUUGUCUUUGACCCAAUGGGCGACUCUCGGCCUUCAGCUGCUCCCAUGGAGCCCCUGGGAGUGCGACACUUGGAGAGCAGCGGGGGAACUCAGUUCCUUUCCACGGCGCGCUCGCUCGCUGUCAAGGUGUGGGAGAGCAGGCUCCGACUUUUGUGCUGUUGUUUGCCGCAGGACGAAAGCAACCGUGCGGCAUUCUCCAGCAUCUCACAGCUCGUCAGUGGCUUCUUCUCUGACACAGAUUUGGUUCCCAGUGAUAUUGCUGCCGGUUUGGCUUUGAUACAUCAGGAACAGGACAAGAUGGAAAGAAGCAGAGAUCCAGAUGUCACCAUUGAUCACAGUCCAUCAUCUCCCAUUGAAGAAGAUCUGGAGUCCGAGUUGGAGAAAGCCGUACACUUUAUGCACUUUGCUGCUGCAGCCUAUGGCUGGCCUUUGUACGUUUACUCCAACCUUCUCACCGGGCCCUGCAAACUUAGCGGAGACUGCUGUAGAAGUCGUGCUGACGAGUUUGACAUUGUUGGGGCAGACCACCUGGGUUGUAAUUUUUCUUCCAUCCUGCAAAUCACUGGAUUGCAAGACAGAGACUUCAUUCAUGUCAGCUUCCACAAUCAGAUAUACGAGAUCCCCUUCUUUGUGGUGCUGGAUCAUAAGCGGGAGUCUAUUCUUGUGGCUGUCAGAGGAACAUUGUCAUUGAAGGAUGCCCUGACAGACCUUUCUGCCGAAUGUGAGAACAUGCCCAUCGAUGGCGUGACUGGAGCCUGCUAUGCUCACAAGGGCAUCAGCCAGGCUGCAUCUUACAUUUACAGAAAGCUGGUCAAUGAUGGAAUCCUGAACCAAGCGUUCUCCAUUGUGCCACAUGAGUACAAACUGGUCAUUACCGGUCACAGCCUGGGCGCGGGUGCAGCUGCAGUGCUUGCCAUCCUAUUGCGCCACUCCUUUCCCACUCUUCAGUGCUAUGCCUUUUCUCCACCAGGGGGACUCCUGAGUAAAGCCUUAGCUGAUUACUCCAAGGACUUUGUGGUCUCUGUUGUACUGGGAAAAGACCUGGUUCCACGAUUGAGCCUACCCAAUAUGGAGGAUCUGAAACGAAAAAUACUCAAGAUAGUAUCAAAUUGCAAUAAACCCAAAUACCGCAUCCUUUUGCAGGGAUGCUGGUACGAACUGUUUGGUGGAGAACCAGAUGACUCUCCUUCUGAAAUGGUGAGCAGGAGGGAAGAGGAGCUUAAUCUGCCUCUGCUUGGUGAAGAAUCACUUUUGAUCCACCAAUCGUCAUCCUAUCAAAGCCUGGCGUCGGACGACUCACCUCUCCACACUGUGCCACACAUGCCUUUCUUCCUACCUGGACGUGUUCUGCAUAUUCUGGAAGAUGGGCCCACACGCAGAUCUUGUUUCUCCCAGGUCCGAUACCGUGCCGAGUGGUCGAAUGAAAUGGCCUUCAGGAGUAUUUUAAUCAGCCCUAGUAUGCUCGUGGAUCACAUGCCAGAUGCCGUGCUCCGAGCCCUCAAGAGCCUGACCAGCGACAAGCCCUACUCGCUCUGCCCGUCAUCCUCCAACCACAGCCAGCACAAUGUUGUCUGAAUGUACCACACAAACAGGCCUGUCUGUUAAUUUGUAAAUAAGGUGUUUGUCUUUCUCCAAGUGGAUUCUGUGCCCUACGAUCCUGUUGCUAUGCCAAUAUUUUGUUGCACUUUUCCCAACAGACCUGUGGAAACGCCAUUGUUGUUGCAAUCUGAUAGGAAAAUGUUUUAAGAAAAAGGCACAUUGGAUUUUUUUUCUUUGCACUUUUAAUCAUUUUAUGGUUUCAGAUGUACGAUGCAUUUCUGUGAGUUUUAAUGGCAUAAUCUCUUGAAUGUGCUUUGUGUACAAUAUUU